CUGGGCAAUUGCGCUAGAAAUUGGUCGUCGUUGGAUACGACCAGGAGGAAUGACCGACUCGGGUCUGGCCAAGAAUAUCGGCAAGGGCGGACAUAGUAGGCGUCGAUAGAUAUGGGCGUAAAAGAAGAGAUAAUGUCGAAUAAAGUUUGCUUCCGAGUAGGGGACAAGAUAGCGGGGACUGAUGCCGGAGUAAAAAUACAAAUUAAAGGUUCCUAAAUAAUGAGUAUUCAUAGGUCUCAUCAGGCGCCGUGUUGUCGGCCUCGAGGCUGAUAAUCAGUGUGAUUGAACGUGGCAUCCCUGUUGGUUCCCUGAAUUUCCUGCCGGGUUCCCAAGGCUAUAUCUGUGCCUUUGUAUCUUUCGUCAUCUUUUUCCACCCAUUCCCAUCCCGCCGUCACUCCCGCGUCCCUCUUCCCAUGAUAGCGCGCGGUCGUUCUCGCGAGGUUUCGCGAGCAGCGCUGGCCAGGAAGUCCUCUGAAGAGAGGCUUUCUCGUGCCCAUGAGGUAAACUUCCGUCAGCAUUCCGGGGGGAUCCCGGGGCAUGCGACCACGAGAAGGUCACCACCCAAGUUGGACAUACCUCACCAGCUUUUCGUCGCACCGGCAGCACACGCACCGCAACCUUUGGGCUCAGUAAUAAUCCGAAAUUCCGAGGUUAAACAGCCUCUCGCCCCGGCCGAGGUCGUUCCGACGCUCAUAGAACCUAUGCCCGUCGCAUCGUUUCCACCGUCUCGUGUACCGUCACCAUCCACGUCAGCAUCGGAACCCAUGUCUCCUCAGCCGUCGUCCAACGACCCUGACUAUUACGACUAUUUCUACUGCGACUCGCCCCCUUCACCCCCUCACACGAUCGAGGACCAACUACACGUUGCUUACGCACACGAUGACAUUCAUCUCGCCAAGAUUCUGCUUCUCAAAUUAAGAGGCAUCGAAGUCACGUCCGAUGAUGACCCUCGCAUAGCCGCGGUACAGGACGAAGAUUUUGACGAGUGCUUCAUUCCAAAUGGUAUGUUGCUGUUGACGGAAGAGGAGGAGAAGAGAGUAAAGGAGGCACAACGAUUAGAGGCUGAGAGGAUACAGAUGGAAUUGGAGAGGAGAGCACUGAGAGAAAGAGAGCGCAAACGCGAGCUCUGGGAGAAACGGUGCGAGAAGAUUUGGGAGAACGAGAAGCUACGUUUGCGGGAGGAGAAAGCACGGAUAAAGUUGGCAAGGCUGAGGCAGGAGGAACAGCGCAAAGCUCAGCAGCAACAAUUCGAGUCGCGUCGACCAGUCACGCUCAGCAGGUCGCGCAAGCCAAAGCUAUCAUACAGUUCAUUAUCGCAAACUCGCGCUUCGUCGGCCUCGUCAACAUCAGAAGCAUCAUCCUCUGGCUACGCUUACAGCUUUGUGGUCACUCCAGCCUUGCAGAUGCCUCCGUCGCGUCACAGGAAGAUGAGGGCCGGUUCGUCUUGUUUAUCCGAGUCAAAGGCGCGCCGAGAACACCUCUCUUCUACCUCAGACUACAGUACUGAUACCGCAAGUGACGACACCGGAUUCGACGCGUCAGGACCUUCAGUGUCGUUCAAGGAAGUGAUUACGGCCAUGAACGGUUCUCUCUUUCCUCUUACCGCGUCUGAGCGCACGCAUUCACUGUCGAGGUCGUCCAAGUCCGUCUCUACUUUGAAGUGUCAUAAAUUGGACCCACUGGACGUGCUUUUGGAUUCUGAGGUAACUAGCUGGGCACCCGAGGAGAGACUACGGAGAAGGCUCGAUAAAGCGCCUCAAAGAGAUGAUAAUCAGCCUUCCGGGUGGAGCAAGAAAGGUCUAUGUACCAUAUGCCGGACGAAUUCGUCGUCUAGCUCAAUAUCAUCUCCAACAUCGACUACCUCCGAUAACAGCGACCUAUCGAGCUUCUCAUCGUUUACGUCGACGAUGACUGACUUCACGACUCCACCGGCAUCACCACCUCCCUCUUCUGAUAUACUUCUCGUAAAGUCACUUGCUGACGCCAUGCAGCCAUUUACUCUGAUACCAGACCCUGGCCCCUCAUCAUGUCGAUGUAUUCGGCCCGUUUCGCGUCUAAUCGCGAUACAUCCAUCCCAGGACCCGCUCUUCGUACCCCCUACUUCCUGCCAAGUCUGAGAUCUUAUCAUCUCCGAAGUCUGUAUCUCCCCAACGACUUCCAAAGACUCGCAAAGCAUCGAUAUCAUCGAUAUCAUCUAUC
Molecule: messenger RNA, 2199 nt
Organism: Desarmillaria tabescens
Lineage: Eukaryota; Fungi; Basidiomycota; Agaricomycetes; Agaricales; Physalacriaceae
Exons: 2
Coding region: 414-2117 (567 amino acids)
Source: RefSeq, a predicted model, not a curated record